CGACUGGAAACUCAUUCCCGCUGAACGCAAACUUCCGGCGGAAAGGAAAGUGGGUUCCGCUCUUCGGCGGAGGGGGCUCACGUUCGCCUGUGAAGCCUGCUUUUCUGAGAAGGUUCACUUCAAAGGCAGUGAUGGCUUUCGAGCAGACACUCAAAAAGGAUUGGUACAGCAUUCUGGGGGCAGAUCCGUCUGCACAUGUGUCAGACCUAAAACAAAAGUAUCAGAAACUCAUAUUACUGUAUCAUCCAGAUAAACAAAGUGCAGAUGCGCCAGCAGGAACCAUGGAGAAAUGUAUGCAGAAGUUCAUUGAAAUUGACCAAGCGUGGAAAAUUCUAGGGAAUGAAGAAACCAAAAAAAUGUAUGACCUGCAGCGGCAUGAAGCGGAACUAAGAAGUAUGGGGCCAGUAGACACACAAGUGUACCUUGAAGAAAUGUCCUGGAACAAAGAUGAUGGGUCUUUCUCUCUGACCUGCCGAUGUGGGGGGAAAUACACUGUCUCCAAGGAUGAAGUGGAAGAAGUGAACUUAAUUUCUUGUGAUACGUGUUCACUGAUUGUGGAACUCCUUCAUCAGCAUUGAACUGUGCAUUCCUGCAAUCCUUUAACUAAGUCAGCAUGGUCCAGAGGCCACUCGGGCUUCAAGGAGACAGAUGCUUUCUUACUAGAUGUAUAAAUUGCCACGAUAAUAUAAGAUCUUCAAGCAAAGGCCACUUCAGAUUAACAAAUUAAUUCAGUAAUAUAUAUAUAUUUACAGGAUAUCACAAAAAGGACUUGAAUUAUAUUUCUGGAUUUUUAUCUUUUAUUUUCUCCUUGGUACAAAAUAAUAAAGUACUUAUUUUUACAUA
Messenger RNA from Myodes glareolus (Bank vole), 843 nucleotides. It is a transcript of the gene Dnajc24, whose product is annotated as DnaJ heat shock protein family (Hsp40) member C24. Lineage: Eukaryota; Metazoa; Chordata; Mammalia; Rodentia; Cricetidae. Gene Ontology annotation, biological process: positive regulation of ATP-dependent activity. The record is from RefSeq and is a predicted model, not a curated record. Gene Ontology annotation, molecular function: ATPase activator activity; ferrous iron binding.